Molecule: messenger RNA, 1104 nt
Organism: Colletotrichum karsti
Lineage: Eukaryota; Fungi; Ascomycota; Sordariomycetes; Glomerellales; Glomerellaceae
Exons: 1
Coding region: 1-1104 (367 amino acids)
Biological process (GO): D-serine catabolic process
Molecular function (GO): D-serine ammonia-lyase activity
Source: RefSeq, a predicted model, not a curated record
AUGUACUCUCCAAAGGUUGGCGACAGGCUGGAUAGCCUCGACACGCCCUCCAUGAUCGUCAAUCUCGACCUGAUGGAAGCCAACAUCAAGAAGCUGAUGGAUGCUCUCCUUCCGACUGGUCGCAACAUUCGCCCCCAUCUCAAAACCACCAAGAGCGCCGUCCUAGCCCACAAGCUGGUCGCCGCGGGCGCCAAAGGUUGCUGCGUGGCCAAGGUUUCAGAGGCCGAGGCCAUCAUUGCGGCCGGCUUCGACGAUAUCCUCAUCACGUGUGAGAUCAUUGGAGCACCCAAAGUGCGAAGACUGGUCGAACUGUUUUCAAAGCACAAGAGCAUUAGGAUCGUGGUGGACAGCGAAGUUGGCGCCACGGCCAUCGAUGACGCUCUCGAGCAGGCUGGUGUAUCAGAGCCUAUCUCGGUUUUGAUCGAUUUGGAUGUCGGAUUGCAUCGCACCGGAGUUUCCCCCGGAGAACCAGCUUUAGCACUUGCAAAGCACGUCAGCGGUCUGAAGCAUCUGCGGUUGAUCGGCGUUCAAGGAUACGAAGGUCACUUGCAACAUCUACACGACAGAGAAAGCCGCAAGACGCAGUGCCUCGAAUCCAUGAAGACGCUGACCGAUACCGCCACAGCUCUCAAGAAAGAGGGCUACGAUAUCCAGGUUGUCACAACUGGUGGUACGGGUACCGCCGAAUUCUGCGCUACUGUUCCCGGUGUUACGGAGCUGCAGCCAGGAUCCUUCAUCUUCAUGGAUACUGACUACCGAAAUGCCGUGGGGACGUUCUACUCGCACAGUCUGACAUUGCUUGCAACUGUUUUGAGCAAACAGGGCGAGCGACAAGUCACGAUAGACACUGGGCUCAAGUCUUUGACGACAGACAGCGGACUGGCGGAGUGCAAGGAUCAGAGGUACAAGCAUGAGAACUUGGGCGACGAGCAUGGGAGCUUGAAGUGGGAAGAGGGCACGCCAGAUCUCAAGAUCGGAGACAGAGUUGAGAUGGUCCCCAGCCACAUCGACCCGACGGUCAACCUCCACGAGGUUUACUAUGCCUAUCGUAAUGGUAUUGUUGAAGAGAUCUGGCCCGUCGACUCAAGAGGCAAGGUUCAGUGA